GAUGUCAAGCUUACAAAAGGAAACUUGGUAUUCGACUCUCCUGUACCUAAUACGAUUCUUCAUAAUAUUUCCAACAAAUCCGAUGACGAAUUUACACAUAUAAGAUACACCGCAAUUACAAGCAAUCCGGAUGAGUUUGAAGGAAAGAAAUAUUCGAUUCGACAAAAUAAUUAUAAUCGAGAUACUGAAAUAAUGGUUGUUA
This is a messenger RNA of Racocetra persica, 202 nucleotides long. The record is from the annotation of a GenBank genome assembly. Lineage: Eukaryota; Fungi; Glomeromycota; Glomeromycetes; Diversisporales; Gigasporaceae.